AUGACUGAUGCUGUACUAGCUCGAGUUUAUCACCAAGCUGACUUGGAGGUUUUGGCUGAAGAAGCAUCAAUUCCAAUUGUGAAUGGGCUGUCUGAUAAAUAUCAUCCUAUUCAGAUCUUGGCAGAUUACCUCACAAUCCAGGAACACUAUGGCCAUCUGAAAGGACUGACCAUAUCCUGGAUUGGUGAUGGAAACAAUAUUGUGAACUCCAUCAUGAUGAGUGCUGCAAAAUUUGGAAUGCACCUACAUAUUGCAACACCAAAGGGAUAUGAACCAAACUCUUCAGUAACAGAAGCAGCUGAACAGUUUUCUAAAGAGUGUGGCACCAAGCUUCUCGUGACAAAUGAUCCUUUGGAAGCUGCCAGAGGAGCCAAUGUGUUGGUAACAGACACGUGGGUGAGCAUGGGCCAAGAGGAGGAAAAGAAGAAACGUCUUUUAGAUUUCAAAGGUUAUCAGAUCACAAUGAAGACUGCAAAACUAGCUGCUCCCAACUGGAUAUUUCUUCACUGUUUGCCAAGAAAGCCUGAAGAAGUUGAUGAUGAGGUUUUCUACUGUCCCAAAUCAUUGGUUUUCCAAGAAGCAGAAAACAGAAAGUGGACUAUCAUGGGCGUGAUGGUGUCUCUACUGACGGAUUACUCACCUCAGUUACUAAGGCCUACAUUCUAA
Staurois parvus is the source of this 666-nucleotide messenger RNA. Lineage: Eukaryota; Metazoa; Chordata; Amphibia; Anura; Ranidae. The record is from the annotation of a GenBank genome assembly.